AUGGCCACCACUGCUAAUAAAACCACUGAUGUUAAAAAAGUCUCUGAUACUUUAAAUGCUGCAUUCUUACCUGGUCCAGUUGAUAAAUUUCAAUUUUCCAACUGUUCACAAGAACUAAUCAAUAAUUUCUAUUUCAAAAGAGUACAACAAUUCAUUGAAGCAGAUUCAGAAAUAAUAGAGAUUAAUGAUUUCAAUGCCGUUGCCAUUUGGGUUGCACCAGGUAAAACAUAUCCAUCUGCCCAGUGGGAUGAACCAAAUGAAUGUGUUGAUGAAUUUAAAAAAAAAGCUAAAGUAAUAAUAGAAGAUUAUCAAUAUGAUAAGAUCCCACAUUGGACAUUGGUGUUUAUUGGUAAAGACCCCUCCCAAAAUAAAGGUUCUAUAUCUCCUUUGAUCAAUCCAUAUUUAUCAAAAGCUAAAGAACAAGAUGUUCCAGUUUUGUUAUUUGCAGUUAAUGAUCAUGCUAAAGAUAUUUAUAUACAUUUUGGAUUUAAAGUAUUGGCUACUAUUAAGAUUGGUGAAGGUAAAGUUGAUUCAAAUGGUGAUAGGGAUUCUAAUGGUGUUGGUCUUGCUGUGUAUAUGAUGGCAUAUAAUCAUAAAGAUCGUGAGUGA
Messenger RNA from Hansenula ciferrii, 609 nucleotides. RefSeq lists its product as uncharacterized. Lineage: Eukaryota; Fungi; Ascomycota; Saccharomycetes; Phaffomycetales; Wickerhamomycetaceae. The transcript has a single exon. The record is from RefSeq and is a predicted model, not a curated record. Bases 1 to 609 code for a protein of 202 amino acids.